Molecule: messenger RNA, 2372 nt
Organism: Homarus americanus (American lobster)
Lineage: Eukaryota; Metazoa; Arthropoda; Malacostraca; Decapoda; Nephropidae
Gene: mRNA-cap
Product: mRNA-capping enzyme-like
Exons: 13
Coding region: 123-1895 (590 amino acids)
Biological process (GO): 7-methylguanosine mRNA capping; dephosphorylation
Molecular function (GO): protein tyrosine/serine/threonine phosphatase activity; ATP binding; mRNA guanylyltransferase activity
Source: RefSeq, a predicted model, not a curated record
UGGUGUUUAACCGACCCGGUUUGGAAAGCUGAGUUGAGUGCUCGUAUAAAGUUGUUACUGGGACGCUUAUAUAUACAGAAUAUAUUUAUAUAAUCUCAUCGAGUGUACAAAAUAGUUCAGAGAUGUCAGGUGGAGGAGGAGGCGACAGAGGUGGGCCAGGACUAAUCCCCCCAAGGUGGCUCAUGUGCCCACGAAAGAGCCAUCAUCUUAUUGGCAAGAGAUUUCUGGCAUUUAAAACUCCUCUCAGCUCCAAGUUUGAUGACCAAGUUCCUCCAGAACACAGGUUCUCUCCUGCCAUGCUCUUUGCCUCUAUGAAAAGUUACAAGGUGAAAAUUGGACUGUGGAUAGAUCUGACAAACACUUCAAGGUUUUAUGAUAAUCAAGAUAUUGAGAAGGAAGGUACACGCUAUUUGAAGCUCAAGUGCCGAGGACAUGGUGAAUGUCCAAAUCAAGACCAAGUUAAUACAUUUACUGACAUAUGUGACAAAUUCAUUAGAAAAAAUCCUCUUGAAAUCAUCGCUGUGCACUGUACUCAUGGCUUUAACCGAAGUGGAUUUUUGAUUGCGUCUUAUUUUAUUAUGAAAGAAGACUGGGGUGUUGAUCUUGCUGUUAAUGAGUUUGCAAAAGCAAGAGAACCAGGCAUCUACAAGGGUGACUACAUACGUACACUUUAUGAGCGAUCAGGGGAUGAUCCUAAUGAAGCUCCACCACCACCAGAACUUCCAGAUUGGUGUAAAGAAUUUGAUGAUAGCAAUUUAGAUGAUGAUGGUGAUCCCGUGAAAACUAACAGAAAACGCGAGAGAAACAAGAAGGACCCAACAUUCAUGGAGGGGAUAUCUGGAGUCUCUCCAAUCACUCAACAGCCCAAACUCAAAGACAUCCAGAAAAGAAUACAACAAAUGUGUGGUUGGACAAGCAAUGGGUUUCCUGGCUGUCAACCAGUUAGUAUGGACUUGGAGAACCUAACAUUCUUACGUGACAAUCCUUAUAAAGUAUCGUGGAAAGCUGAUGGAACAAGGUACAUGAUGCUUGUAGCUGGACGUCGAGAAGUGUACUUCGCUGACCGUGACCACAGUAUAUUUCAGGCACCGGAGGUAGAGUUUCGACAGAAACAUGACCUACAGGUUCACCUUUCAGAUACUUUAGUUGAUGGGGAAAUGGUAAUUGACACUGACCCAAACUCUGGCACAAAGUACCCGAGGUAUCUAAUUUAUGAUGCUGUUAGAAUUCAGGGUAGAGACAUAAUGAACGACUCAUUUCAUAUGAGAUACGAACGUAUAAUGACAGACAUUAUUAGUCCCAGAAAUGCUGCUAUUGAAAAGCGCCUUCUAAACAAGCAAAAGGAACCCUUUGGAGUGCGAAGGAAGGAUUUUUGGGAUGCCAAUAUUUACUGGACGCAAAAACUGUUAAGCUCAGCAUUUCGAUCAAAACUAAGCCAUGAACCCGAUGGACUCAUCUUCCAGCCAGAAUCAGAUGCAUAUGUUCCUGGGAGAUGUGACCUCGUUCUGAAGUGGAAACCUGCUAGCCAUAAUUCCGUUGAUUUUAGAUUAAAAGUUGUCAAGAGAACUGGUUUAGGGAUGCUACCCGAGACAGUGGGAGAACUGUGGGUAGGUGCGUUUGACCGUCCAUUUGGAGAGAUGAAGGUUAACAAAUCAAUGAAGGACUAUCAUAACAAGAUUAUAGAAUGCAAGUUUGAAAACAAUCAUUGGACAUUUAUGAGAGAACGUACUGACAAGUCUUUUCCCAAUAGUUACACCACAGCUGUUGCUGUGUGUAAUAGUAUAAAAAACCCUGUGACUCAAGAUAUUCUCCUGAAAUUCAUAAACGAUCAUGGCUACAAGAAACCAGACAGGGAUUUGAUGCCCCCACCGCCUGCAAAGAGACAGAAACAAUGAGUAAAUGUACAAGAUUGUGACUUGUAAAAAGAUUCCUAUUUUGGUUAAUAAAUACACGCAAUUAAAAUAUGGUAAAUCACAGUAGAUAUAGAAAAAAAAACAGGUUAUGAAAUUGUGGUUUAUAUAUACGUACCGGUAUGUAUAUAUCCUCCAGGGUUCUUCUUUACAGGUGACAUUUUAGGUUUUGUUAACCAAUUGAUAUUCUUGAAAAAUAUAUUAUUUAUAAAAUAUGUUCCUAAUUCAUACACCAUUGCUGUUAUGCUGUCAGGACAAUGCUGGCCAUCAUAUAUAAGAUUGGGAAGUUUAUUAGAAAUCAAUAAAUGUACAGUUUGUAUUAGGAUUUGAUCAUGUAUCUUUAUUUAAUUUUUUGAAAAGAGAAAAUUUAACUUUUACUUAUAACUUAAAACUAAAUGGUGUAUAACUUACAGGGAAAUUUUAAUAUUUCUGUAGGAUUCUUUCAAUAAAUGUACAACUCUU